Messenger RNA from Somion occarium, 2950 nucleotides. NCBI's taxonomy places the organism in Eukaryota, Fungi, Basidiomycota, Agaricomycetes, Polyporales, Cerrenaceae. The record is from the annotation of a GenBank genome assembly.
GCUCACCUGUGCAGCAGCCACAUCCGUCGACGAUGUCUUCUCCAGCGUCGACAUCGUUAUCGGCCGUCUACAACAGCGUGGUGCACUCGUGUCCUGUCAACAUUUCAUCUGACUGGAACGGAAGAUCUGUAUGAACUCUAUACACUAACUGUUUGCCCAACUCUCAGCCACGUUCCAAGCGGGCGCCUCUGAAUAAACUUCAAUCGUACUCGAUCCUAGGCUCAGUUUCAGCCACUAUAGAGGAAGAGUCUUUUAAGCUUGUUCUGCAUCCUCCUUUUUCUUGCACUCUUCCUCUCAGAUGGCACACCGCGUGCUCAUCCUUGGCGGUGGCGGCCGUGAACAUGCUCUCGCUUGGAAACUGUCUCAGUCUGACCUUGUUGAGAGAAUUUUCGUAGUCCCAGGCAAUGGCGGAACGGCAAAAGAAGCAAAAACUACAAAUGUAUCUCUACCAAACGUAGACUACUCACAUAUCGUAGAAUUUGCUGUCCGCGAAAAGGUUACAUUGGUACUUCCUGGUCCGGAGCAACCCCUUGUAGAUGGAGUUGAGACAUAUUUCCGCAAGGUCGGUAUCCCAGUUUUCGGUCCUUCUGCAGUUGCUGCCCAAAUGGAAGGAUCGAAAGCAUUCGCAAAAUCCUUCAUGGAUCGACAUGCUAUCCCUACUGCAAAAUUUCGUGUAUUCCCUUCCACUGCUUUCGAUGAAGCUUGCGAAUACGUGCGAACAUGUAGCUUCAAUGUCGUCCUGAAGGCCAGCGGCCUAGCUGCGGGAAAGGGUGUGCUCAUCCCCAGCACAACUGACGAAGCCAUCGCGGGCUUGAAGGAGAUCAUGGUGGAUAAUGUAUUUGGAGCAGCAGGCAGCGAAGUCGUAAUCGAAGAGUUGUUGACGGGCCCCGAAGUGUCCGUGCUCGCUUUCGCGGAUGGUUACACCAUUAUUCCAUUGCCUGCCGCGCAGGACCACAAGCGUAUUGGCGAGGGUGACGCUGGCCCGAACACGGGAGGCAUGGGUGCAUACGCACCUGCUCCCGUCGCCACGCCAGAAAUUAUGGAUCGUAUUAUGAAGGAGGUUCUGCAACCAACUAUUUCUGGAAUGCGAAAGGAUGGUUAUCCAUUCUUAGGAAUGCUCUUCACGGGUCUCAUGCUUACUGACGACGGCCCCAAAGUUCUUGAGUACAACGUUAGAUUCGGAGACCCAGAGACCGAGGCCUUGGUGCUACUAUUGUCGGAGGACACGGAUCUUGCGGCAGUUCUGCUGGCCGCCGUGGAACGGAGGUUGGAUGCCGUUGAGAUCAAAACGCGUCCAGGCUUUGGAGUCUCGGUCGUUCUUGCUUCGAAAGGAUAUCCAGGAAGUUAUUCCAAGGGCAAGAAGAUCGAUAUUGGAGAUCUUCCAGCUAAUGUCGUCGCAUUUCAUGCUGGUACCCAGGUGGCUGGUAGUGAAAUUGUCACAUCCGGCGGUCGCGUAAUGGCCGUUUCUUCCUACGGUCUCACACUGGAGGAAGCACUAAAGUCCGCAUAUGCAGCGAUUGAGAACGUCUCAUUCGAAGGGAAAGUGUUCCGAAGAGACAUUGCAAAACGAGCCCUUCAACCUGAGGUCUCGACUUCUCAAAAACUCACCUAUGCUGCAGCGGGCGUAUCCGUAGAAGCUGGUAACAGUCUCGUAGAAGCAAUCAAGCCUUUCGUACGCAACACACGUCGGUCAGGUGCAGACGCUGAGAUUGGCGGCUUUGGUGGCGUCUUCGAUCUCAAGGCCACUGGGUACCAUGACCCGGUCCUCGUCAGUGGAACAGACGGUGUCGGCACGAAACUCGCAGUAGCAAACCUUACCGGCAUCCACGACUUCGUUGGCAUCGAUCUAGUCGCUAUGUCCGUGAACGACCUUCUGGUACAAGGUGCUGAGCCUCUAUACUUCCUGGACUACUUCGCCUGCAGUCAUCUUGACGUUCCAACCGCUAGUCGCGUCAUUAAAGGCAUCGCGGAUGGAUGCUUAGACGCCGGAUGUGCGUUGAUUGGAGGCGAGACCGCAGAAAUGCCUGGGAUGUACCAACCAGGUGACUACGACCUUGCAGGCUUCGCUGUCGGCGCCGUCGAAAGACACAAAAUUCUCCCAACAUCGGAUAUCAAACCAGGAGACGUAUUACUUGGUCUUCCUUCGUCAGGCGUGCAUUCCAAUGGAUUCUCCCUUGUUCGCAGGGUCGUGGACCGUUCCGGAAUGAAAUACACAGACCCAUGUCCUUGGGCGCCAGAAGUCAGCCUCGGCCGUAAUCUCUUGGAACCAACCAAAAUCUAUGUGAAGCAAGUCCUCCCGGCAGCGCAAACAGGCCUUCUCAAGGGCAUGGCCCAUAUCACUGGCGGCGGCUUCAUCGAAAACGUACCACGAUUCCUCCCGAAAGGCCUCGGAUGCUUCAUCGACGCUUCAACCUGGGAACUGCCACUCGUGUUCCGCUUUAUCAUGAAGCACGGUGGCGUCGAACCUUUAGAAAUGGCCCGCACAUUCAACAACGGUAUCGGCAUGGUGAUUGCUGUAGAGCCCAGUCUUGUUGAGCAAGCUAUUCAAGCAUUGUCAGGGACUGUGUACAAAAUCGGCGAGAUCACUGCUCAAAGCGGUGUAGAAAUGCGGAACCUAGACGCAUGGACGGCCUAAAACAAACUAAAACAGAGUACGAACCUUGUAACAAUUUCAAGAUUGCUAGAUGGAAUACAUGUCAAUGACUGUAUGCGUGUAUAAUGGUCAUCGUAGAUCUAAAACUGGAAGCGCAGAAAUGCAAUGUGGUUUGUGGGAUCUACAUAGCGACAUGAGGAAAACGCUGAAUACAUAGCGUGUACAUAGAAUAUGCAUGUGAAGUGUGAAGGAGGUUAGAGUAUGCGUCUGGUCGAACAGAAUGUGUACGUGAAUUUUAUGUAUGUAGGAUGUAUGCGAAGAUGUAUAGCGAAACGAACGCGAGCGCGAAGAUAAGCG